This is a messenger RNA of Aspergillus brunneoviolaceus CBS 621.78, 888 nucleotides long. Its product is annotated as 40S ribosomal protein uS17. The record is from RefSeq and is a predicted model, not a curated record. Gene Ontology annotation, molecular function: structural constituent of ribosome. Gene Ontology annotation, cellular component: ribosome; cytosolic small ribosomal subunit. Gene Ontology annotation, biological process: translation. Bases 1 to 483 code for a protein of 160 amino acids. Lineage: Eukaryota; Fungi; Ascomycota; Eurotiomycetes; Eurotiales; Aspergillaceae. The transcript has 3 exons.
AUGGCCACCGAGUUGACCGUCCAGUCGGAACGUGCGUUCCAGAAGCAGCCUCACAUCUUCGUCAACCCCAAGACCAUUGCGAAGAGCAAGAAGGUUGCCUCCGGCCGCAGAUGGUACAAGGAUGUCGGUCUGGGUUUCCGUACCCCCAAGACCGCCAUUGAGGGCACCUACAUCGACAAGAAGUGCCCCUUCACCGGUCUGGUCUCCAUCCGUGGUCGUAUCCUGACCGGCCGUGUCGUCUCCACCAAGAUGCACCGCACCAUUGUCAUCCGCCGUGAAUACCUCCACUACGUCCCCAAGUACAACCGUUACGAGAAGCGCCACAAGAACCUUGCUGCCCACGUUUCUCCCGCUUUCCGUGUUGAGGAGGGUGACUGGGUUACCGUCGGCCAGUGCCGUCCCCUUUCCAAGACUGUCCGCUUCAACGUCCUCCGUGUCCUUCCCCGCACCGGUAAGGCCGUCAAGGCUUUCAGCAAGUUCUAAGCGUGUCGAUGAGGAAGUGUUUUCGAGAGGAAAAUAACCUAGGGCUGCGGCGUGACUGGAUAUACAAUGGAUUAGUUAAACGGGUUGGGAUUGUUUCACGAUUUCAUGUCCCAGGUACCCUUGAGAAAGAAUAUCCAAUGAAAAAAUUCUUUUGAUUCUCCUUAAUGGCAGUCCACCGUGCAACACGCUUGGGCACGGCUCGGGCCUGUCCCUAGGUUCCACUUUGAAUACUACACGGAUUGAGCAUUGAAAUGUGAGGCGCAUUCUUCGAAUUCUACCUACAAAUUUUUCUGGACGAGAAACGGAGUUAGGGUGGAUUUGUCUACGAUCAACGGUCAUCUCAAAAGUGUGCUUUAGCAUAAGUACUGCCAAACAGCUCCUUGUGUUACAUUUGUUCAAAUUCUC